This is a messenger RNA of Diachasma alloeum, 396 nucleotides long. RefSeq lists its product as uncharacterized. The record is from RefSeq and is a predicted model, not a curated record. The coding region runs from base 1 to 396 and encodes 131 amino acids. The transcript has a single exon. Lineage: Eukaryota; Metazoa; Arthropoda; Insecta; Hymenoptera; Braconidae.
AUGUCAGUGCUCACAUACGGAAUUGUCAUCUGGGCCGACGCGCUGCUCUCGCAGAAAGCAAGGCGAAAGUCAGCCCCAGUGUAUCGUCUGGAUCCCCUGAGAGUAGCAAGUGCAUACCGUUCUGUGUCUAACGAUGCAGUGUGUGUCAUUGCUGGAAUGAUGCCAGUCCACAUAUUGGCAGAGGAACGAAGAUCUUUGUACCGGCAGAAAGGAACACUUCAACUGAGCCCCAGUGAGCUCAGCGUUGAAGAGAGAUUUAACAGUUUGCAGCGAUUGCAGUCACAUUCGGACGUGCCGCUGAAAGGGAGAUGGACCCAUCGCUUGAUCGCCCAGGUAGGUGUUUGGCUAAACCGUGAACAUGGCGAAGUCAACUUCUACCUGACCCAGAUGCUUUGA